Molecule: messenger RNA, 1293 nt
Organism: Parnassius mnemosyne (clouded apollo)
Lineage: Eukaryota; Metazoa; Arthropoda; Insecta; Lepidoptera; Papilionidae
Source: the annotation of a GenBank genome assembly
AUGGCGGCUGCUUUUCAGCAGCAAAUAUUUGCUCUUGAUGCUCGUUUCAAUGCAUAUAGGGCACCGGGAAAUCCUAAUUUUAAAACAUUGUAUAUUCGACGACGUAGUCAGCUUCUCAGAGAAAACGCUAAAUUUAAGGAUAUAGAGACAAUAAAAAAGUAUAUAAACAUCAGAAGCCAGCUGCUACAACGAAGAUAUGGAGUCCAAGACAAUAUUUCAAUUAGCUCAGCAUCUUCUCGAGCCAGAUCAAGCAGCAAGGCAAGUUUAGCUGUUGAAGACAUCCCUAAUCGUACUUUUAAGAAGAAAGAUGACUUGUCCAUAUCAGAGAACUAUGCAUUUUCUGGAGUUCAUCAUAUAUUUGAUCAGCACACUGAAGAGGUGAGCGUUGUAAAAUUUGCAAAUAACGACCGUUCGAAACUGUGCUGCGCUUCCAGUGACGGGACUGUUUCCAUAUGUGAUGUGACUGCGAGUCCGCCAAAAGUCUCUUUCAUACUAGAGGGACACACUAAGGCCGUUACUGGUGUGGACUGGUCGGCGUCGAACGAGCAGCUGGUGACGUGCGGCGCGGACGCGGCGCUGUGCGUGUGGGAGCUGGCGCGGCGCCGCCGCCUGCGCGAGGCGCGCGACCAGCUCGCCGCGCCGCUGCUCUGCUGCGCCUUCCUGCCCGCCAACAACAACAUGGUCAUCGUGGGAAACGCAAGAGGAAUGGUGGCAGUGUUAAACGUAUCUACGGGAAUCUAUCCAAGAGGCGGUAGCAGUAUACUGGGCGGAAAGGUGCUCUCGAUAGCGUGCGAGUCCAGCGGCCGAAUGUUUUGGGCAGCUAAUGACAAGGGCGUGAUCGUGAGCUACCGCAUGUCUGGGGCGGGUGCUUUAAGCAAGCUGCGACGCUGUUGCGUCGGAGGUGCAGUCACCAGUCUUAGUUGGUCACCUUGGCUUGCUCGACAUCCCGCGUUACUCGUCAGCGCAACGGACAACUCGCUGUAUCUGUUUAGGAUCACUGACCGCGAAGGCAGUUUGUCGCUAAAGAAGCGUUUUGAAACUGCCCACAGUCGGUAUAGCGUGAAAUCGACAUUCUGUCCCAUUAUGUCGUUCCGACGCGGCGUUUGUGUCGUCAGUGGGGGAGAAGACGCUUGUGUAUACUUUCUAGACAUAGAAGGUCAUGCCGACCAGCCCGUUGUCAACAAACUACAGGGUCAUGCGUCUGCCGUGCUGGGCGUGAGCUUCAGCUACGACGAGAGCCUGCUGGCCAGCAGCGACGUGUCAGGACUCGUCAUCAUCUGGCGCCGCAGCUGA